Molecule: messenger RNA, 665 nt
Organism: Rhizophagus irregularis DAOM 181602=DAOM 197198
Lineage: Eukaryota; Fungi; Glomeromycota; Glomeromycetes; Glomerales; Glomeraceae
Source: RefSeq, a predicted model, not a curated record
GAUUGUUGUUGAAACAUCACUGGAGAAUUAAUUGGUAGGCCAUUUCUUGGAGAUGAUGGAAGGGAAGGUUUUCUAUUUUGUGAAUUGGGAGAUAAAUCUCUUCUACUUGAUUCAGGAGUAGAGAAUUCAUUUUGGAUGUACUUUUGUGAGGAAUUGGGAGAAGUAGAAUAUUGUUGUAGAUUUGGUGAUGGUGGUGUGUAUAAAUAAUUCGCAUCUGAUGUUCGACGACUGUGACUAUAUUCUGAACUUUCAUAUUUUCGAUUAUUAUUAAAAGUAGGUAAGGAAUUUUCAGAUUUUUGACUGUAAAUAGAACUAUAAUUGCUCAUAUAUCCGGAAUCUCCACGUGAUGACAUUACAACUUAAAAAAUAAAAUAAAGUUUUUAUAAAAUUUAUAAAAUAUAUGAAAACUCAGAAUAUUGAUGAUAUAUAUAGUCCAGAAUACUAAUUAUAUAAUAAAUAAUGUAAUAAUGUUUUUUUUUUACAAGUUUACUAUUUAUUCUCUCUUCUUUGAACUAUUUAAUUCUAAUUUUGAACCACUUUUAAAAUCCAAUAUUGGGAAUGUUCAAAUAAUAGUUUCCAAUUAUUUGAGUCAACUCAAAAAAAUUAGACGUGGUUUAAAUGAAAGACGAAAGGUGGAAGGAGAAAAGAUGAUAAAAAAAAAAAAA